This is a messenger RNA of Porites evermanni, 5825 nucleotides long. Lineage: Eukaryota; Metazoa; Cnidaria; Anthozoa; Scleractinia; Poritidae. The record is from the annotation of a GenBank genome assembly.
AUGCUCUCCUCUGCGAUUCCUCUUUACUUAUGCUUGAUCUCAAGUAAGGCUUUAGCAACAACAAAAACAUCGUUCCCAGGGGCAAUUUUUACCAAGGAAAACUCGAGAUUAAAGGGAUACUCUUUUAAAUGGCAUGUUACCCCCAGCCAGAUAUCAUGCACUCAAGCUUGCCUCACGAACCCAAGAUGCUACUCAACAAACUUCAAAGAAACUGGAGUACAUGGCGCCAGACAAGAAGGCACGUGUGAGUUGAACACUGAAAGCCCAUUGGAUCUGAUAAGUUUGGAAAGGGAUUUACAUUAUGAAUUUGGAAGUUUGUACGCUCGAUACUCAAGAGACAACAUGGUGAGUUUGAUACUUUUCUUUCAUUCCUUAUUUUUGUCCCUUUUUACCUUUUCUUUUUAUUUGAGCGUCAUUUUUAGGGUCCUUUACCUAUCCUUAUUUUUGUCCCUUUUUACCUUUUCUUUUUAUUUGAGCGUCAUUUUUAGGGCCCUUUACCUUUCUCUAAGAUGAUUUUGGCCUUAGAAAAAGGCAAAUUCUCGGUGAUGCAAAUGAUCUAGCAACGCUGCGGGGUUCAGGACGUAAAGUUAUUAUGAAUCACAGCUGUUUGUACUUUUUCAAACUUAUAUUCUGUUGUUCCAUAAAAGUGGAAGCCAUAGGUUUGCUUACCCCUCACAGCUACAUAGUUAGUAUUACAGCGGGUCUAUGAGGGUCUUAGAUUCUUAUUGUUAGGGUAAAGAAUUUGUAACAGUAAAGCUCUGGAUCUAACCUGAUGAUCAACAAACUGACCGUUUUGUAUAGUUUUUAUUUAUCACCUGUGUGUUCCAGGCAUUAUUUAAGUUUUACUCUUUUCAUUUCGACUACCUCAGCCAUUCUUGUUUUCAUUUUACGGCAGCAAUUGCACAUUAUAUUUUUGAAACCCCAUAAAUUUAUGUUAGUGGAACUUUAAUGAUCUCUGGACACAUAAUCUGUAUUGCACACAAUUAUUUGCUUUAUAUUGGCCACUCGCAUCGAUUCCACUUUAAAAAAAAGAAAGAGUAAAUUCGCAGUAAUAGAGAGAUUUUCAUUUAUGGAGUUAAAAGCACGAACUUUAUUGGAAAAAAAAAAUCCCAGCAAUCUGCUGAAACUCGAUCGCCUAGAAUAACACCUGACUCUCAUUAAAAUAACUCUUUUUCUUAAACUCACCAAGGUUCUAUUUUAAAAGAGAGGGAAUGUAAACAAGAUCAUUCAUUCACAACCAGUGUAGGUUGACAAGAGGGCUAAAUGAAAAUGGCACAUAUCGGAAAUACUUUGAAUAGGAAAUUAAAUUAUUCGUUUUUUUUUUCUUUCCUAAUUUUAAUGAAGCCUUUUUUGUCACCCCCUAAGAACUUAGCAGAUAUUACAACCACGUAUCCCAUCUGAAAUUUGACUCAUUAUGCUUUAAAACAUCUAUUCAAUAUAUAAUUUCAAAUGAGGAAGUUAGGAAUUAAGACUUUACGUCGCAAACUUUUUUUCUAAUCCUUCCACGAACAUCAAAUACGCACAGCAUGGAGACUGGUCACACAGUCAGGCCCAUAACAAAAACGUAUAAAUACAGGUAUCUUGAAGUAUAUCUGGAAACCAAAACAAAGAUAUAUAACAACCUUUUUACCACAGUGACUUUCUAAAAGAUAAAGGUUUUUAAUCACACAAAAUGAAAGGGUGAAAAUUAGGCACCAUUUCAGUACAAAAGUUUCAAAUGCUCAUUUAAUAUUUGCUCCAUUUAAGUGACAAAGAAAAUAGCGUCGAAAACAUUCUGUAGGUCCGUAAAUAUGAUUUUUGACUAGAAGGCAGAAUUUCGUUGAUAAACGUGAAUUUCAAGCCUUUCACUGUAUAUCAAUUUGAUUCAGAAUCGCAAUGAUAUAUGCUCUCUUUUAUCACGGAUUUUUUAAGUGGAUAAGAAAAAAGGAAAACAAAUAUUUGACUUUCAUAACUAAUAAAUGUAGUUUAAUUAUCUUAAUUAAAAAAACUGCAUUUGUACCUGUCAAAAUAGACGUCGUAUUUGAAAUAAGUUUUUGUUUAGUUUGACUAGAAUCUAAAAAAUUAACGGAAAUAGCUCUCUCCUGUUUUUUUAGCCGAUAAGAAGCUGGAAAAAAAUUUCAUUCUUCCCUCGCGCUGCGGUAGUCAGGAGUUAAAGACUAAAAGAAUAUUCUGUAUCCAAAUUAAAUCCGUCCUGCUUUCCAAAGAAUAAUUAACUUAAAAGCAAAAAAAAAAAAAGAAAAGAAAAAGAAAUUGCAUAUAUUUAGACGUCUUCAAUGCUUGUAACGCUGUCGCCACUUAGCUAGCUCGCGUGUAUUCUGCACUUCGUUAAUAUUCCGGAUUUACAAUGUUUCUAAAUUGAGGUUUCCGGGAAAAUAUUUUCGUUAUAUUUUCUUACAUUUUGGGGGAAGAGUAGAUCUUGGGAAAGGCAAAUAGAAUCAGAAGUCGUUCGCAGGUAAUAAACUUCAUUUAUGAGGAAAUUUCCAUUUAUUGUUUUAUAAUUUCGAUCUUUUAAUGUUACCCCUAUCUCAAAUGCAUUUUUAUCUCCUAUUUCCUGUUCAGAUAUAACAACCAGGAACUUUGAAAUUUUACAUUGAUAGAAUUAUAAUCCAGUCCCACGGAAGGUACCCGGCACUCUAGCCAAUUCCACAACUCAAUCGUGAAUUUGCGAUGCAAACUAGAGGUGCUAGCCAAAUAUACUGUAAAUGACCUAAAAAACGCCCUUUUCAAAAUAAACGCCUCUUAUCUAAGAGACACCACCUCAACCCUCUUAAAAUUCUAUUACACGACCCUCUCUAAAUGCCCCCGUAUGAGAAUUGUACUCUAAAGUACUAAGAAUUGGAAAAAAGGAGCAAAAUCAUUUCAUACAUUCAGCUUCUUGCUUGAUUAACAAGGGUUUGUUUAUUUCGUCUUAUUGCUCAUUGUCAAGUUCAAAGUAAGGAUAGACGAUGGCAACACAAAAACCCUGAGCGAGGAUUCUGACAUCGGUGUUGGAAUUUGAAAGAGCGAUAUAGAUCUCUUGACGGCCUAGACGUAACAAUUGAUGAAGUGGAUAUUCCGCUAUUUUAAAGCUAAGCUCUCUUGAUAUUUUUUCCGAAAGCAUAUUACUUCUUCUGUGCUUUUUACAGUUUUGGGAAUAAACGUCUCCGUCUUUUAAACGCUUCAUAUCUAUUAAACGCACUUUUCAGUGUAUCUCCAAAUUUUAUCUUAGGAUGACUCAUGUCGAUGGAUUGGAUGUCAAAACAAUGGUGCUUGUGUAAAAAUAAACAAAGAAUAUACCUGCGAGUGUGGUGUCCAGUGGAUUGGGAAACUUUGCGAAACAAAAAACAGUGAGUAUAAUUAGCGUUAUUUAUCCUUAGCCUGCGUGCAAGCUCUUCAUUUCAGAAUCGAGUGCGAGUUAGCGAAGGUUCUUUUUCACAGCUUGACGGCGCGGGAUCUUACAUUAGAGAGACUUAGAGUUACGUUUACGGCAAACUGCAAACGUCAGAUUCAAGUGGUGAAUUUCUUAAAAUAGAAAACGUGCAGCUAGUCCAAAACAAUUGCUCUCGAUAAAACUAACGUGAAGCUACGAAUUUUGGGGUGAAACUAAUUAACAGAAAAGUUCAAGUUAAGGUAAAUCUUGGUCUCUUGGUACAAAUUCACGUUUACCGUAAACGUGAGUCUAAAUCUCUUUAAUCUCGUUAUUUUCAAAUGAAGUCCCCUCUGGCAGGCAUUUCAUUCCUGUUUCGUUGCAGUUUUUAUUUACAACUUUGCUCGGGAAAGGUGCAAGAAAAUGAAACGGGUUUUCAUUGAAAGAACAAGAAACGUUACUCGCCUUAGAGAAAUUUUCCAUUAAUUUUGAAUUAAUUUUAAAAGGCAGGGCGGUUAUGUUUGAAGCAUAUAUAUUCCUUGUUUUUCAGAAAAAAACAAAAAAAACAAACAAAAACAAAGACAUCGUUUUACCGACUGAAGAAUUGAGUAAAUUGAUGGUGUUGUAUUAGAUUGCCCUUUUAGAGGUGACAUUCUUACACGAAUUUCGUGUUGGAUGUACCAUUCGAAAAGCUACUAUUGAAAUGAAAGUCUUUUGCUUCAAAGGAAAAAAAAAAUGCAAAUGUAAGGCACCGAAUUUCGAACGAAUGGACUACUUAACGAUCACUUUACUAUUCUCAAGGAAUGGGAAUGCGUAACAUAACACACAACUAGGCAAGAGGGAUCCUGGGUUCUAAGUAGUUGCGACACGAAAUAGGCUCCUGUUUUCAAACAUGUUUUGCGCUCUUUUAUAGCUUCAUUUGUUUUUAUCUCAUAACGGGAAAAGAAAUUCGAUUGAUCGAACAUGAAACUGUUUCUUUUUCUUUGCCCUUAAAAACACCUCGAAAAAAAUUAUAUAUCAGAGACUGCUAAAUUUAGAAACAGAAAUUAAUGAUUGGGUAAAGGCUGUCAAUCACCAAUAUCUUGUAUUCCGUUAUCCCUUUUAACUUUAUAAUGGUAACGGCUUAAUCCUCUAUAAAAUUGUAACUUAAAAAAGUGUUGAAACCAAUAACCCUUAAUUCAUGUCGCAUUUUAUUAGAAAUAAUUAGCUGGUUACAUCUUGACGUAGCCUUUUGCGUUGCAGGCGGCCCACCGGGCCGUAAGCUUUAUUACCUACUUCAAUGCGUUACAAAUCACAAAUGCGAAUUCUUCCACCUCAUUCCCCGAAAUCAUCCUACUUCGCUUUUCAUAAACACGCGCAUUCUGAAGUUCAAAAUCCAACUGACGUUUGCAUUUUUCACUUUUGCUCCCGUCAAUCAUCUUAAACUGACCUCUUAGAAAACAGAAUUUUACUUCAACGGGUUCAAAAGGUCUUGGUUUGUGAUUUGUUUUUGGUUGAUUUCUAUCCGUUUUGUUUGUGUCAGUGUUUCAAGGUUCGUUAUUUGUGAUGAAAUCUAUGAUUGACGGCAGCGAAAAACGCAGUGGUGAAGGCGGCUUUUAAAUUUCAGAGUUCGUGUGUUUUUGAAAAGCACAGUAAUCCACGUUUUGACAGUUUUGGUUCAUAACUAGGGUGGUACAACUUCACGACGUUGGGGGCCACAGGAAAAAAUGGUCCAGUUAGUGCUGAAGGAUAUAAAGGCACUCUUCUCCAGGAGGUACAAGUCACGAAUGGUGUCCAGGAGUGGCAGGUGCCAGUCGAAGGAAAGUACCAUGUAGAAGCUUGCGGAGCAUCAGGAGGGGAUGGAAUUUUGCCCAAGAAAGGAGGCAAAGGAGCAAAAGUCAGCGGCGUAACAAGACUGACAAAGGGAGAUAAGUUAGCCAUACUGGUGGGACAAAAGGGAUCAACACAGGAUGGAAGUCACCCAGGAGGUGGGGGUGGUGGAACGUUUGUUUAUCGUUCACCGAAUAAAUUUGAUAUAAUUAUUGUGGCUGGUGGAGGAGGUGGUGGAGGAAAAAAAGAUGGUCUACCUGGGAAUGAAUCACCGGAUGGCAGUGGUUCCGAUGACACGAGAGGCACUAACGGGGGUGGUGGUAAGGUUUGCCGAGAUGCAACCUAUAUACCAGACUCUGGGGCUGGGGCUGGUUAUCUUAAUAAGGGGGGCUGCAUUGAAAGUGGAAAGUUUUGCGGGGCAUUGCAUUGCAGUAAAGGGGGAAUUUCUUUGGGUCAAGGUGGAGGUGCUACGAAUUGUGAUGGUGGGUUUGGUGGAGGAGGAGCUUGUGGUACUUUCCCUGGGGGAGGAGGUGGAUAUUCAGGGGGUGGAGUAGCCCCUGACAAGGAAGCAGGGGGAGGUGGGUCAUACAAGGCCGACAGCACAUGGAAAGUGAUUAAAGGAGGCUGUGAAGCUGGUGAUGGUUACGUUUCCUUUACCGCAGAAGAGUAG